AUGAAUAGUGACGGUUCCAAACAACCUGUGAUAAAGAUUACGAUCGAGCCACCAGAUACUCCAGAAAAUUUUCACGGAUAUAAUUUUCUCUGCUCUUCUCUGGAUAGCGAUUACCUUACUCAGCCAAUUAACGAGGCUGAGUACGACAGCGAAACUCAGGCUUGUGUGGAUAUUCGGAGUGGAAAGCACAGUACAUUUUAUGACCAUUACAGAAGGAAACCCAAGCUAAAAAAGGGUCUUCAUGUAGGCCCCGAAACCCCCAUGCCUCGGCCGGUUCGUGACGGAGAUAGUCUUGCACCUCCUACAUUACCCGGUCUCCCUACCACAACGGUGCCGCGAAGUGUGCUCCAGGAUCCGGUUGCCAGACGUCUCGCGACCGGCACUCUACCCAGGAAGUAG
Messenger RNA from Trypanosoma grayi, 399 nucleotides. RefSeq lists its product as hypothetical. NCBI's taxonomy places the organism in Eukaryota, Euglenozoa, Kinetoplastea, Trypanosomatida, Trypanosomatidae. The transcript has a single exon. The record is from RefSeq and is a predicted model, not a curated record. Bases 1 to 399 code for a protein of 132 amino acids.